CUGUAGUCUAAGCUGGCCAAUUUAUGAUCUUCCUGCCUCCACAGGCUGGGAUUCCAGAAGUGCACCAUCACACUGGGGUUUGCAAUACUGGAGCCUGAACCCAGGGCCUCAGGGCCUUCUGCUUGCUAGGGAUUUAUAUGAAAAUACAAAUCCAACAUGCAAACGACAAUACAAGACCUCUCGUGUCAUCAUCGUGACUUCCCAACCUCUUGGGUGCUCUGGGUGACCUAGGCCUGAUGGCUCCUUGACUUUCUCUUCCAAAAGUCUCUGUGAGCUGUGAAGGUUCCUGCUCAGGUCUGUUUCCGUGUCUCAGUCUCUCCCUCUCUGUGUAGACAGGGUCUCGUGUAUUCCUGGCAGCUCUGGAACUCGUUAUAUACACGAGGCCCGCCUUACAGCCUCUGCCUCCAGAGUGCUGAGAUUAAAGGUGUGCGCCACCGAGCUCUGUGCGCUGUGUGUGUGUGUAACCGAAGGUGACCUUGCAUAGUAUUCUCAUCUUCCUGCCUCCGCUUCUGAGUGUUGGGAUUACAGGCGUGCAUUACCACCCGUGACUUAGGCACUCCUGGGUAUGUGACCCAGAGUCUUGAGCAUGCUAGGCUAGCACUCUACUGACUGAGUUACAUCUUCUACUUCAGAUUUCAUUAUUCUGGUUUCUGGAUACAGGCUCUUGGUGUGUAUCUCAGGCUUCCUAGUCACAGUGAUCCUCUUUCCUAGGCUCCAGGAAAGCUGCAGUCCCUGUAGCCCUGGAAUCCUGAGAAACCACGCCCCCUGAACGUGUCAGUGUGGAAAUGAGGGGAAACUACCGAAAGGGCACAGAUAUGCCCUAAGGAGCAAAGCAACACACCAACAUCGUAACAGGAAAAUAACCAGAACAACCCAUGCAAUCAUCUGGUAGUGAUGUAGUGGCAUGGGGAGCUAGGCACGCGGAGGACUAAGGUCUCGCAAGUCCCCCAAGUAGGAGGGGCCCCUGUGAGCACCGCCUCAACGUCAGUGGUGAGGGCAGAGGCUCAAACUGUUGGUAGCCGUGUGGGCGGGGCCUCGGGCUGCGCCUCCUUGCCGGCACCUGGUGGGCGGGGCCUCGUGCAGCACCUCCUCCUCGCUGUCGCCCGAGCGGGUGGCUUGCGUUGGCCGCGAUAUGGCUGCACUGGUGGAGCCGCUGGGACUGGAGCGGGACGUGUCCCGGGCUGUGGAGCUGCUGGAGCGGCUGCAACGCAGCGGAGAGCUGCCCCCGCAGAAGCUGCAGGCCCUGCAGCGGGUCCUGCAGAGCCGUUUCUGUUCUGCCAUCCGCGAGGUGUACGAGCAGCUCUAUGACACGCUGGAUAUCACUGGCAGCGCUGAGGUGCGGGCUCACGCCACAGCCAAGGCCACAGUGGCUGCCUUCACAGCCAGUGAGGGCCAUGCACAUCCCAGGGUUGUGGAACUACCGAAGACUGAUGAGGGUUUGGGCUUCAAUAUCAUGGGCGGCAAAGAGCAGAACUCACCCAUCUACAUUUCUCGAGUCAUCCCUGGAGGCGUGGCUGAUCGCCAUGGUGGCCUCAAGAGGGGAGACCAGCUGCUGUCCGUGAAUGGUGUGAGUGUGGAGGGCGAACACCAUGAAAAAGCUGUGGAACUCCUGAAGGCCGCCCAGGGCUCAGUGAAACUGGUGGUGCGAUACACCCCGCGGGUGCUGGAGGAGAUGGAGGCCCGCUUUGAGAAGAUGCGAUCUGCCCGGCGGCGCCAGCAGCACCACAGCUACACGUCUUUGGAGUCCCGAGGCUGAAAUCACAGAGCAGGACCCUCCACCUCCCCUGUACAGUAUUAUUUAUUGUCACUGGCACCUUAUUUAAAGAUCUUUAACCCUCA
Messenger RNA from Myodes glareolus (Bank vole), 1839 nucleotides. RefSeq names its product lin-7 cell polarity scaffold B (gene Lin7b). The record is from RefSeq and is a predicted model, not a curated record. NCBI's taxonomy places the organism in Eukaryota, Metazoa, Chordata, Mammalia, Rodentia, Cricetidae. Gene Ontology annotation, molecular function: protein binding.